Messenger RNA from Phycomyces blakesleeanus NRRL 1555(-), 1095 nucleotides. RefSeq lists its product as hypothetical. The transcript is spliced from 4 exons. Lineage: Eukaryota; Fungi; Mucoromycota; Mucoromycetes; Mucorales; Phycomycetaceae. The record is from RefSeq and is a predicted model, not a curated record. Bases 1 to 1095 code for a protein of 364 amino acids.
AUGAGCAAUCGCCGCAUUUCUCCUCUCCGUCACCAAAACACCAGAAUGCGUGCUGUCAAACGUAGUGAACUAGCAACUACUACUAACAUUGCUUGCACUCCAGGCACUGUCUCUCUUGCUGUCACUGCCCCCAAUACAGAGCUUGAUGUCGGUCAGAGAGACUCAAUUCUUGAGCUCCUGGAAUUGACCAAUGAGAAAAUCGAUUCGUUGAGUAGUGAAAUCAAUAAGAUAUCAAGAUGGAUGAAUAAUGUGGAAACAGGUGUUCGUCUCUCAAAUGAGACGAAUGCCUAUCUUAAAAAGGCUGUCAAUGAUAUUAUUGACGCACAAACAACGCUCAACAGUGCUACCACAAGCAACAUGACAAAUAGAAACACUAUCUCAGUAAGAGACCAUGCUUCUCUGAUAGAAAAGGAUACAACUGUAUCAGAUAUAAAUUUAUCAGGAAAACGUUACCCAAAGAUAUCAGAACUCAUCCAUGGGUACAUAAGAAACCCGAAUUUCACCAGUUUGGAUCGCACCAAAGUUGCUGAAAACAACGAAAGAGUAGGAUGGUCUUUGACAAAUAAUUUCAAGGACGAAUAUAACAAUGCUCUUGCCGUGCGACUUGUGAAUUAUCUGAGAAUUCAGAAAGAUGCUGUUGAGGUUCCCACAAGCGAUCUUAUCAGAAUAAUAAAGAACCACUUUCGGAACCAAGUACGUGAAUUCAGAUCCUCUCCUAGUAAGAAAACUUCUUGGCAAAGCUCGUCAAGAAGACGCAGUCGCAAAAAGGCGCUUUACGAUCGUUGUGUCUUAACAUACCAGAUCUACAAAACUAAUAUUGACACAUUGAUGAAAAUACCUGAUUGUGGUAGAGUUCUUUUGAGAACUGUCAUGUCAGAUGGCGAGAGUGAUGAAGAAGGCAAAUUACAAGUUUAUCGUCCUAGCUGGAGAAGCGAUAAGCUUCAAGCAGUUAUUAAUACGGUUGAUGACUUUUCCAUUGUCAGACUAAAGAAAAAGGGAAAUAGUUUGUUGGAGCAAAAUUGUUCAACUAGAACUGAGAGUAUUCCUGCUAGCUUGGCCGUCACGUUACCAGAAUGGGCAAUUUCAAUGGAAUAA